GCCGCCGCAGAGCGCUGCUGGGAGGCUGGGACGGCGGCUGGAGGAGGGGGAAAAAAAAGAAAAAAGGGGGAAGAAAGAAAAAAAAAAAAAAAAAAAGAAGAGAAUAAUAAUUUAAAAGAAUAUAUAAAUAGAAAAAAGGGGGGGGGAAAAAAAAAUCCUCAGCUACUUCCAAGAGUCCUGAGAGGAGCGAGCGCGGCGCGGAGGGGACCGCGGGGAGAAGGGGCAAGGCUGCGCGCUCCCGAGGCCCGAGCAGGAGGAAGAGGAGGAGGAGGAAGGAUGCUGAGCGUGGCGGCCGUGUGGCUGGUGGCCCUGUGCUUCCAGGCUGCUGUCCCGCAAACUACAAAUCUGAACCUUCCUCCUGAAGAUCUGGAUUCAUCUGGUGAUGACGAUGAUGCGUUCUCAGGUUCAGGUGCAGGUCCCCUGACUGACCAGUCUCACACCUGGAGAACCCCAGGAGAACCAACUAAUGCCACGUUACUGGCAACACCAGUGGAUCUCAACGAGCAGCCAUUUCCUGGGAUUGAGAGCCAGACUGAAAAGGAAGUAAUAACUCCUUCUGCAACUAGUCAUGUAGUGACAGAGGAGCCAGUCGUAGCUGUCAAGGACGAAGUAGCCAUCCUGGGCUUACCUGACGAGAAACCGACAGAUGACGUGGCUACAACAACCGCGAGAAGCUCAACUACUCACUUUCCGUCGGUGGUUCACGUAACGCUUUCAGAAGCCUCAGGCACAGUCCAUGAGCUCGAACCUCAAAUCCCUAGCUCUGACGUGCCAGACACUGGAGAUCUGCCUGAGCCCCACUCGACCACCCCUCAGGAGGGAGACAUCCCUGCCACCCCCACCACGACAGCUCCCAAGGACGUUGUUCCUACUCAUGAGGAGGUUUCUGAAGAUGGCUCUGGGGACCCGGGAGACUUCAUCUUGACUAAAGAUGAGGAUUUGGUCCCCACCCAGAGCUCAGAAGUGCUGGCUGACUCUGGGAGGAAUGCCAAAGCAGCAGGAGCCUCAGGAAUCAUGGACAGAAAAGAAGUUCUUGGAGGUGUUAUUGCUGGAGGACUGGUAGGCUUGGUGUUUGCAGUGUUUCUAGUUGCAUUUAUGCUGUACAGAAUGAAGAAAAAAGACGAAGGCAGCUAUUCACUGGAUGAGCCCAAACAGUCUAAUGGAGGAUACCAAAAACCACACAAACAAGAGGAAUUCUAUGCAUAAACACUGACUUUCAGGACACUUCUUAUUCCAUCUUUCUUAGACUCUUCUCUCCCUGCACGUGGACCUCCUAAUGUGCUUUGCGUUAAACUUAAGCCAUAUGAUCAUUGGGUUAUAUGUGCCCUUACCACUUUGCCAUUGGAAAUUUUAUAACUACAAAGUAGAUCUGGAUUCAUUCAACAUUCCCUGCUUUCUUGCACAACUUUUAUUUUAUUGUGUUUUCAAACAGAAGUGGGACUUGCAAGUUCCUAAACUCACUUUGGUUUAUCUAAAGACUGCUGGGGCAGGCGGUGGGGAGAAGACAAGGGAGCACUGUAUGUAUAAACCUCUUUAUUUAGGGAAAGGGCUAGCAAGAAUAAACCAUUAGCAGUGCUCCAAUUCUGUAUAGCAGGGAUCUUUCCUAUUUAACUCCUAGAUGUAUUUGAAGUGUAACAAAUGGCUGUGCUGGUCAGACGUUUGGUACACCGCAAUCCUCCAGCUCUUUCUAACUACCCUAUUUGGAGCACUUAAUGCCUAUGAAAUACCAAGCUGAGUAUGAUUUCUAGUUGAAAUGAGGUGUGAGGGCCAGGGUAAGCAAAUGACUCUGUCACGUGGUUUGAAAUAACUUAUGUUUUGGAAACAUUAUCCCAUAUUCAGAACCAGCUCCUAAGCCGUUGGUGCAUACACGUAUAAAACAAACCCCAAGGACCCCAAAACUGAUGGGCCUGUCCCACCACCCACUUGUUCCUCCUAGGCUUAGGCAAUAAAUAGGUUUGUAUUUUUUUUUUUUCUAAGCAGUCUCAUCUCAGACAUCCCCCUCUUCUUAGGUGCCAAAUCUAGGCUGGGCUGCAAAUACUCUUUAUUACCCAGGUGCCUGACUGAGGGCAGGUGGUGGCACCUACCUCUCUGUGCACACCUUGCAGUGGUUGUCCUGGAAUGUGGUCUGCUGUCUGUGCCACCCCACCCUGGGGUGGAAGGUAGAAAGCAGCCUGUCAUGACUUUGCAGCUAGGGAGCAGAGAGGUGUAGCACCUGAAACGAGCCUGAUGCAGGCAAAGUGUAGAUGGCCUUAAAUAUGGACAGCAGUUGGUGUGCUUGACUCUCUCAACUCCGGGAUGGCUCUGCAGAAGCUGUUCCUGCACUUUGGAGAGAAGCAACUCCAGGGAUGUCAGACUAGUAAGGGCUGAAAAGCACCUCCUGAGAGAAGUCUGGGUCCCUGGAGCUGUUGGUGGUCAGCGUGCUGUAUAGAUGUGAGGCACUGAGGCCUCACUGAGGGUCUGGAGGAUCUCAAACCGGGUGAGAAGGAAAAGGGUGGUGUUCUGCACAAGCCUUACUUCUGCUCUGCCUUUGGUCAGCUUCUGGUGAGGUCGGUUCCUCACCCCUCAGUGCAGAAGGUAUGGAGUGUUUAUAACUGAUGUAAAUAUUUGUACUUUUGGGCCAGAGGGAACGAUUGGAGGACAUUGCAACAGUUGGUACAAAUGUUGCCUACUCCCAGUAGAACUUAAACCUGUGUCAUUUAAAUGAAGUAUCAAACACUCCUGAGCUGCUAUGCAGCUCAAAUCGGUGCCUUCUCUGCAAAUCCAAGAAAAAGAAACACAACAAAAACCAACAAAAGCCACUUACUGAUUCCAAACUCUUCUUGAUGCACAAGGAAAACUUGUGCAUACAUGUAGCUGGCUGUUUUUAAGUAAAGCUGCAAAGUCCAUUAUGUCUUUGUUUUUUAAACUGAAUGAAUUUUUAUAGGUUAAUGCAACGACCAGAUGGUGUUAAUUUCAGCUGUAAUUCUUUGCUUUGUAUAGGAAUGUAGAAAUGUUUGAUAGGUUUAUCUAUGACAAGGUUCUUUUAAAGCACAGGAAGAUAAAAGUGGUGAACUUCAGUUGUACCUCACAACCUUGCUAGGGGGAAAGGAAAGAAACAAAACUGUAUAUUUUGGUAGUCUAAACUGACAGUUUGUGAAACAAACAUGACAUUCUGUGUUAUUUAAGUGGUACAAAUGAAAUACGAGCUCUAACAGAAGAUGCAACAUUUGGUUCUCUCUAUGCCAUGUCAAGGUAUACUGCAAUAAAUGGCAUUUUGGCAAGAA
Molecule: messenger RNA, 3263 nt
Organism: Apus apus (common swift)
Lineage: Eukaryota; Metazoa; Chordata; Aves; Apodiformes; Apodidae
Gene: SDC1
Product: syndecan 1
Exons: 5
Coding region: 277-1206 (309 amino acids)
Biological process (GO): cell migration
Cellular component (GO): cell surface; membrane
Source: RefSeq, a predicted model, not a curated record